UGUGGAGCAGAAAAGAAAUUUCAUUAUUUUAAUUGAUGGUAAAUAUAAAAGCCCAUAAUGGACCCAAGGCCCUCAGUGAGCAUUCGAUAUGCGGAGUGCCAAGAUGGCUCUAUUCCGAAAUGGUCAGAAUGUGAUUUAUGUGUGCCUGGUGUUGUCCCUGUUUGUCGGAUCGCUGAACGCAGAGUGUUGCAAGGAUGGAGAAACCAAAAUAGACGAAGACGAUUGCACGAAGUACCAGGUGUGCUGCACUGGAGAAUUUGUAUCCAAGUCGUGCCAAAAUGGAACUUAUUGGGACCCGGAGACAGAACUCUGCCAAAUCGACAAUGGAGAGUGCCGGCCUCCGACGCCAUGCGUGGAUGGCGAGACGGAGGUGGACGCGGAUGACUGUACCAAGUAUUUUGUCUGCUGCCACGGAGAGCUGGUUUCCAAGUCCUGCGACAAUGGAUAUUACUGGAACUCUGACGCCCAAGAAUGUGACUUGGAUAACGGCCAGUGCAAGCCCCCCACCUGUGAGAAUGGUGAGGUGAACCCAAACCCGGAGGAUUGCGCCGGGUAUCAGGAGUGCGUCAAUGGGGCCUGGGUGAACCAGAGCUGUUCCGCCGGGGACUACUUUAACAGCACUCUGAAUAAGUGCGUCCUGGAUACGUGUGGAGCGUGUGUCAACUGCGUUGAAGGCAGCAAGAAGCCCGAUCAGUACGACUGCGCCAAGUUCCAAAUUUGUGUCAACGGAAAGUAUGUCUCCGAAUCCUGCCCGAUCGGAGAGUAUUUCAACUCGGCUAUAAACGACUGUGAGCAGGACAAUGGUCAGUGCAACGGAAACCAAACAUGCACCGAAGACGAAAUUCAGGCGGAUGUCGGGGACUGCGCUGGAUACGAAGUGUGCUCCAAUGGCAGCUGGGUCAGUCGUCAGUGUCCUGACGGAGCCUAUUUCGACGAAAAUCUGAACUUUUGCACCCCCGACACGGAAGGAAUUUGUCUGAACUGCACUGACGGAGACCUUCAGGUCUAUCCCUCAGACUGUACCAAAUUUAAAAUUUGUACCAACGGAAAGUAUGUGGUUAAGAGCUGUGACUCGGGAGACUACUGGAACUCGGCCACUAAAAAAUGUGAAAUAGACAAUGGCCAGUGCAACGGAAACCAAACUUGCACCGAAGGCGACAUUCAGGAGGAUGCCGAAGAUUGCGCUGGAUACGAAGUGUGCUCCAAUGGCAGCUGGGUCAGUCGUCAGUGUCCUGACGGAGCCUAUUUCGACGAAAAUCUGAACUUUUGCACCCCCGACACGGAAGGAAUUUGUCUGAACUGCACUGACGGAGACCUUCAGGUCUAUCCCUCAGACUGUACCAAAUUUAAAAUUUGUACCAACGGAAAGUAUGUGGUUAAGAGCUGUGACUCGGGAGACUACUGGAACUCGGCCACUAAAAAAUGUGAAAUAGACAAUGGCCAGUGCAACGGAAACCAAACUUGCACCGAAGGCGACAUUCAGGAGGAUGCCGAAGAUUGCGCUGGAUACGAAGUGUGCUCCAAUGGCAUCUGGGUCAGUCGUAAGUGUCCCACAGGAGAGUAUUUCAACGUAACUGAUAGUACUUGCAUCAUCGACGAAUCGGGAGUUUGCUUGAACUGCACCGAGGGCACGACAGGACCAGUGCCAAGCGACUGUACCAAAUACAAAAUAUGCGCCGGCGGAAAGUAUGUGGUCCAGUCCUGUGCCGGUGGACUCUACUUCAACAACCAAACCAACCGCUGUGAAAUAGACAAUGGUGAGUGCGUUGUGGUUCCCUCUUGCAAGGAGUCCGAGGUGGAGGUAAACCCGGCCGAUUGUGCUGGCUUUUUGGAAUGUAUCAACGGUAAUUUCGUUGCCCGAAAGUGCGCCGCCACACUGUUCUUUAACACAACUCUCAUGGAAUGCGUAAAGGACACAGAAAACGUGUGCAUUCCCAAAGACUGUGACCCCGAAUGCUGCGAGAAUCCAAAUGGUCCCACACUUCCGGUCGCUAACAACUGCUCGGCCUUCAUCCAGUGCGUGGACGGCAAGGUGUUCCAGCAUACCUGUGCAGGCAACCUGCAAUACAACCCGGAGACGAAGGACUGUGACUAUCCGUGGGUUGUCGGUUGCGAGGAUGGAGCCCCGCCACCGAUCGCCGGUCCUUCCGGUACCUACUGUGAGAGCCACGGAAACUGUAUUAAUGAGCGCGACGGAGCCAUGUUUGCCUCCUGCUCCAAGCCGUGUAGUUCUUCCUAUGUCGUCUGCCAGUGCGAAUGCGAGGUGAACUUCACGUGUUCUGCCGGACUUAUUUUCAAUCCGGCGAUAAAGGUCUGCGAUUGGCCCCAGAAUGUAAAAUGUUAAAAGCUUAAAUAAACUUUGUUAGCACCGCAAAA
Messenger RNA from Drosophila ananassae, 2376 nucleotides. RefSeq names its product multiple epidermal growth factor-like domains protein 10. Bases 89 to 2344 code for a protein of 751 amino acids. Gene Ontology annotation, molecular function: chitin binding. Lineage: Eukaryota; Metazoa; Arthropoda; Insecta; Diptera; Drosophilidae. Gene Ontology annotation, cellular component: extracellular region. The transcript has 2 exons. The record is from RefSeq and is a predicted model, not a curated record.